AUGACUGUCACUUACUCCAGUAGAGUAGCAAAUGCGACCUUUUUUGGAUUUCAUAGGUUACUUCUCAAGUGGAGAGGCAGCAUCUACAAACUCCUAUACAGGGAAUUUAUUGUUUUUGCUGUUCUUUACACAGCAAUAAGUUUGGUGUACAGAUUGUUACUUACAGGAGCCCAAAAACGUUACUUUGAAAAAUUAUCAAUUUACUGUGACAGAUAUGCUGAACAAAUUCCAGUAACCUUUGUGCUUGGGUUUUAUGUUACUCUAGUAGUGAACCGAUGGUGGAACCAGUUUGUGAAUCUGCCCUGGCCUGACAGGCUGAUGUUCCUCAUCUCCAGCAGUGUCCACGGAAGUGACCAGCAUGGACGCCUUCUCAGAAGGACACUGAUGCGUUAUGUAAAUCUCACAUCCCUGCUCAUCUUCCGCUCUGUGAGCACGGCUGUGUACAAAAGGUUUCCAACAAUGGACCACGUAGUUGAAGCAGGUUUUAUGACAGCAGAUGAAAGGAAAAUAUUUGACCACCUCAAAUCUCCUCAUCUGAAAUACUGGGUUCCAUUCAUCUGGUUUGGUAAUCUUGCAACUAAAGCCCGAGAUGAAGGUAGAAUCAGAGACAGUGUUGAUCUUCAAUCAUUGAUGACUGAAAUGAAUCGAUACCGCUCUUGGUGCAGCCUCUUAUUCGGUUAUGACUGGGUUGGGAUUCCACUGGUUUACACCCAGGUUGUCACUCUUGCUGUCUACACCUUCUUCUUUGCAUGCCUGAUUGGACGCCAGUUUUUGGAUCCCACCAAAGGCUACGCGGGGCAUGACUUAGAUCUUUACAUUCCAAUCUUUACUCUCCUACAAUUCUUCUUCUAUGCAGGAUGGCUCAAGGUGGCUGAGCAGCUUAUCAACCCUUUUGGAGAAGAUGAUGAUGAUUUUGAAACUAACUGGUGCAUUGAUAGAAAUUUGCAGGUCUCUCUUUUAGCUGUGGAUGAAAUGCAUAUGAGCUUACCCAAGAUGAAGAAGGACAUUUACUGGGACGAUUCUGCUGCUCGACCACCAUACACGCUGGCAGCAGCUGAUUAUUGCAUACCCUCAUUUCUAGGGUCAACAAUCCAAAUGGGGCACUCUGAGUCUGACUUCCCUGGCGAGGAGUGGCUGUGGGACUAUGAGAAGCACGGCCAACGGCAUUCGGUGAUCAGGAGAGUCAAGCGGUUCCUGAGUACCCACGAGCACCCCGCCAGCCCCAAGAGGAGGAGCUUUGGGAGGCAGGCCAGCGACAGCUCCAUGUUAUUCCCGCUCAGCCCAGCUCGCGACCUGCUGGACGUGCCCUCAAGAAACCCCCAUAGAGCUUCGCCGACUCGGAAACAGUCCCACUCCCUCGAGAGCAGUCCCAAGGUGCACUCCAGCAUGGGAGAGCUGUCCACAAUCAGGGAGACCAGCCGGACCAGCACUCUGCAGAGCCUGACCCCGCAGUCCAGUGUGCGGGCCUCCCCCACCAAAAUGCCACAGGUCCCCGAGGUACUGGUCACCGAUGCUGAAGCUCCAGAGCCCUCUUACGAGGGCCACCACCACGACUCCGCUACCUCCAUCUUGAGCUUAGAGUUCACUGGGGUUCAACCCAGCAGGACUGGGCAGCAGGAGGACCCAGCGGGACUCCUGGCCCCCUCCGAAAAGGGGACACCUCCUCUGGGGCCUAGUCCUCAGACUGGUCCAGACAGCGACGAGAGACACCUUUUUCUGUUCGAGGAAGACCCAAUUGAGGAUAGGUUCCCCAAAAGGUGGAGUCUCCCAGAGUUCCGCGAGUCUAACCACACCUCCCUGGCAAACCUAGGUCCAGAUCCCCUGAGCCCCGUGCCCGCCCUGUUGAUCGACACGGAAACGUCCUCGGAGACCAGUGGAACCAACUAUGGGGUCGGCUCUGGAGUCUCUCCUGAUAUGCUGUACUUGAUGGAAAACCUGGACACCCAGGAAACUGAUAUCCUAGAAUUUAACAACGAGCAAACAGAGGGAAUGCCACAAAGUUCUAGGACCUAGUUCUAGCCUAGAUUCGUACUUUACCAAAAGCUCAGCAUUAGUCCCAGAAUACCCAAGGGGCUGGUCUUUUUUUUUUUUUUUUUUAAUCACACAAUAAGCUACUUAGAACAUUGAAGGGCAUUAGGAUCCUUUUUGAAAACCAUGAAAAUCAAACAAAUUCACAUCAUCCCCAAAUUGCUAUCAUGGAAGUUAUGCACACCAUAUUGAAUUAUCCUAACCAAUAAGGAGUCUUGUAUAAAUAUAUAUGACUUAGAAAUUCACAGAUUAUUAUCUUUGGAAGGGCCUUAUAGAUCACAGUCCAAUCCCCUAGAUACAAAAUCCAAGGCAGGAUUCUCUCUUUCUUUUCUCUUUCUUUUUUCUUUCUUCCUUUUUUCCCUUCUUUUCUUUAAAGAUGGGAGAUGUAUCAGAAUGCCAAAGGCUCUUUUGUAUUUACAAUAUUUUGGGGCUUUCCAUUGACCUCACUCCCACUUUUCUAUAACUGUUAUUAUUAACGUUUUCCAAUUCUUAAGCUCCAUCCAUGUUAGAAAGCUUCAUUUCUCUUCAAUCUUCCUUUUUUUCUUUCCCUUUUAUUCUGUUAUUCUGUUUUUUCCUUUCCCUUUUCCUUGUCUUGCUCCUUCUCCAGUGACUCACCUGUUUUACAGGUGAGAGUAUUUUAUAGUAUUUUCUCUUUCCAGCUCUGUUGCUUGCUUGCUUCUUGCUAUGGUAUUCAAAAUAUGAGGAACUGGCAAAACAUCCUACCAAUUAAUCAAUGAUGUUAACAGAUCUCCCACUCUUCCAGUCUCAUUGUAGAAGGGGUGUUGGAGUUGAUGGUGACCAUUCUCUCAAAGCCAUUGCUGUUUCUUUCUUUUUCUACUCUUUGAUCUUGGACACUGGAGAAACUAAAGCCAAGAGGAUAUGAAACUUGCAUAAUCAAUUGCUGUGGAACCAAAGUAUAACAUGGCUCAAAUCUGUUUAACUUGAACUCUGAAACAAAAAUCCCAAUUGUGUUACAAUGUGGGACCAGUUACUGUGUCUAAUAGGUCAUUUGAAAUGAAAGAGGAUAUUGGAGCUGGGUAGAUAAUGGGGUCCAGGACUGCAUG
This is a messenger RNA of Marmota monax (woodchuck), 3092 nucleotides long. It is a transcript of the gene Best3, whose product is annotated as bestrophin 3. The record is from RefSeq and is a predicted model, not a curated record. The transcript has 9 exons. Gene Ontology annotation, molecular function: chloride channel activity. Bases 1 to 2013 code for a protein of 670 amino acids. Lineage: Eukaryota; Metazoa; Chordata; Mammalia; Rodentia; Sciuridae.